This is a messenger RNA of Chelonus insularis, 4682 nucleotides long. It is a transcript of the gene pod1, whose product is annotated as coronin pod1. Lineage: Eukaryota; Metazoa; Arthropoda; Insecta; Hymenoptera; Braconidae. The record is from RefSeq and is a predicted model, not a curated record. Gene Ontology annotation, biological process: actin filament organization. Bases 212 to 3892 code for a protein of 1226 amino acids. Gene Ontology annotation, molecular function: actin filament binding. The transcript is spliced from 9 exons.
AAAGGGGAGGUUUCUUUCUUCCGGCUGUCAUAUAACUGGAUAUCUGCCAUCGUAUUCGUGUUUAUAAUAAUAUUUGUACCGUAUUUGCUAAGAAUUUAAAUAAUAAUAUAUGUGUUAUUAGUGUUGAUAAAAAGUAUCAAAUUACUUAUAACAAAAUUACAUGAGUUAAUUCGACUGUGAUCAAGUGAAUUAUUGGCUUCAUUGAUGAAAAAUGGCUUGGAGAUUUAAGGCUUCUAAGUAUAAAAAUGCCACUCCAAUUGUUCCAAAACCGGAAGCAUGUAUUAGAGAUAUAUGUGUAGGGUCUUAUCAAACCUAUGGAAAUAAUAUUGCAGCUUCAGCUGCAUUUAUGGCAUUUAAUGUCGACCACAAUGGAUCAAGUCUGGCAGUUUUACCUCUUGAAGAUUGUGGUAGAAAGAGUAAAACUAUGCCGUUACUCCAUGCUCAUGCUGAUACCGUAACAGAUAUGGAUUUUUCUCCAUUCCAUGAUGGAUUUUUAGCAACUGGAUCACAAGAUUGCUUAGUAAAAUUAUGGCAUAUUCCAGAAGUAGGGUUAGAAGAAUCACUAUGUAAUCCUGAGUGCACUUUUUCCCAUAGACAAAGACGAGUAGAAGUCGUUCGUUGGCAUCCUACGGCUGAAAAUCUCUUGACGACUGUUUCUUAUACUAAUUUAUCACUCUGGGAUAUUAUAUCUCAGGAAGAAUUAUUUUCCAAUAAUGAACAUUCCGAGGUUAUUCAAUCAUUGAGCUGGAAAUAUGAUGGAAGUUUAUUGGCUACAUCGUGUAAAGAUAAACAGGUGCGAAUUAUUGAUCCUCGUGCUCCAAAAUCAAUUGUAAAUACUUGCUCAAGCCAUCAGAGUAUUAAAGAUUCAAGGAUCGUAUGGCUUGGUAAUGGAGAUAGAAUUCUAACUACCGGCUUCGAUUCUGCAAGACUACGUCAAGUUUAUAUUAGAGAUCUAAGGAAUUUAAAUGAUCCAGUAAAAACACUAGAGUUAGAUUGUAGCACCGGUAUUCUUAUGCCAUUAUUUGAUCCUGAUACCAAUAUGUUAUUUCUUGCUGGGAAAGGUGAUACGACUAUUUUGUACAUGGAGGUAACGGACAAAGAUCCCUUUUUAGUGGAAGGCAUUAGACACAGUGGGGAGCAGACAAAAGGUGUUUGUUUAGUUCCCAAAAGAGCGUUGAAUGUUAUGCAAGCAGAGGUUAAUAGAGUUUUACAACUAACAUCUAACAUGGUUAUUCCAAUCAUGUAUCAAGUCCCACGAAAGACCUAUCGUGACUUCCAUGGAGAUAUUUAUCCAGAUACUGCUGGAUGUUUUGCUCAAAAUACCGCUGAGGCAUGGAUCAAGGGUCACAAUGCUCCAGUACCUAAAAUUUCUUUAGAUCCUGCUAAGAGAGCCAAAGGAGAAGAACCGAUGACGAUUCACAAAGGAAAUCUGGCGGCAUUGAAAAAAAUGCAACAAGAAAUAAAACUUGAAAACGUCAAGGCUGCUAAGAGUUUACAUUCAACACCCAAGGGAUUCAUUCAAUCAGCUAAAAUCCAGACUAUUAUCCAGGAAAGAGAAAAGGAAGAGAAAAAAAAUAACGAGAAAGAGAAAGAAAAGAAAAUUAUAAGUGAUAUGGAAAAAGUAGAAGAACCAGUGAGAUCUGAAACUGAUGAUGAUGCAAAAAGAAAAAUGCAGAAUGGAGGACAAAUUCCACCGAAGCCUUUACCAAGAUCUUCAAGGGCUAACAGUAUUUCUGAAGAAGAACCUAAACCUGUGGCUCGUCCUCGAACUUCACCGAGUACCGGUUCUGUAGUAACGUCUGUUAAUCCGAAUAUAGUUGGGGGUUAUAAGCCGAGAUUGGGACCAAAACCUUUUCAAGCAAAGUCAGGUAGUCAAGAAUUUUCCUUCGACAAAGUUUUUUCAGUGCCCGUCGCACCUAGUAAUGAUAGUAAUGGGUAUACUAAUGAUACUAAUAAUAUUUCCGACAAUGUUGUUGCAAAUUCUGAUAAAUCUCCAACAUUUGAAAACGAGCGAAUUAAGGAAACAGAAAAUGGCAAGAGUGAUUCGAGUUCAAUGGAGGAAGAUGCAAAUUCAAGUGACUCUGGAUAUAAACCGAAAACACCAAGUACAGCUGAGCGACGUAAACUUUUUGAAACUAAAGUAAAAGAUGAAUCUCCUGAAAAUGAAGAAUCUGGAGGUUUAGAACGUGGUGGAUUUAACAGAAACUCCAUUGCUGAAAGACGAAGGCUUUAUGAAAGUAGAUCUGUGUCAGUAACUGAUGGUAAUCUUGCAGAAAAGGCUAUGGGAUCACCGACGGCUUUACGAAGACGAGAUUCUUUCAAAACAAAAAAUGAAAUAAUUAAAGAAGAUGAGCCAAAAAAGAAUGUAUCAAUAUUACGACAACAAAGUAUGGAUCCACGUUUAGAGAAACCAGAACCCAUUUCAACACCAACACCUAAAAGAACUUCAACUGUUUUUGGUCGUGUAUCAAAAUUCCGUCACUUGAAAGGAACACCUGGUCAUAAAUCUACUCAUAUCGAAAAUAUCCGCAAUAUCAGUCGUCAAAUUUCUGGUGAAUGUGAUGGUUUUCAUGCCAAUUCUGAUCGUGUUGCAGUACCACUUAGUGGUCCAGGUGGAAAAAUAGCAGUAUUAGAGUUAAAAAAGACAGGAAGACUUCCCGAUGGUGUUAUGCCAGCAUUAGUACAUGGUGCAACAAUAAUGGAUUUCCAAUGGGAUCCAUUUAAUAAUCAGAGACUAGCAGUUGCUUGUGAUGAUGGGAUAAUUAGAUUGUGGGAGAUUCCAAAUGGAGGAUUAAUGGAGCCAACUAAUGAACCGAAACAUAUUAUUGAAGCGCAUACUGAUAAAAUUUAUUUGAUUAAAUAUCAUCCGCUUGCAUCAGAUGUUCUUGCAUCUGCAUCUUAUGAUACAACAGUAAAAAUAUGGGAUUUAGCACCACUUCAUUCUGGCAAUUCAGCCAUUGCUAAAAUUACCUUAUCUGGUCAUACAGAUCAAAUCUUUAGUCUAGCAUGGUCACCAUGUGGUCAAUUUCUUGCUAGUGCGUGCAAAGAUGGUAAGCUUAGAGUAUUUAAACCGAGAAGCAGUGAUACCACAAUCAGUGAAGGCAAAGGACCAGUUGGAACUCGAGGUGCAAGAGUUGUUUGGGCAUUAGACGGUCGUUAUUUAGUAGUCAUGGGUUUCGAUAAAGUAUCUGAACGACAGAUAAUGAUUUUCAAGGCAGAUAAAUUAAAUUCUCCUUUAAAUACUGUGGGUUUAGAUGUUUCUCCAGCCAUUCUAAUGCCAUUCUAUGAUGAAGACAGUUCGACGCUAUUUUUAACGGGUCGUGGAGAUUCUACUAUUUAUACAUUUGAGAUUACAGAAGAAGCUCCUUAUUGUUGUCCCCUCAGUCAUCAUCGAUGUGCUAGUCUUCAUCAAGGACUUUCAUUUCUUCCGAAAAAUAAAUGUGAUGUAGCAAGUGUGGAGUUUGCUUCAGCUUUAAGGCUUACAAACAAUACUAUUGAACCUUUAAGUUUCACUGUACCAAGAAUUAAAAGUGAACUCUUUCAAGAUGAUCUUUUCCCACCUACUAAGGUCACUUGGAAACCUGUAUUGAGUUCUACAGAAUGGUUUAAUGGUAUGAACAAACAAGCUCCUCGAAUAAGUUUGAAACCACCUGGUAUGGAUUGCUUGUCAGAAAAUCAAGUAACGGGAACAGUUCCAGUCUCAACUAAACAGUCAUCUCAAUUUUCGGUGUCAUCACCAUCAUUUACAAAAAUGGGUUGGACUCCAGAUUUAUUAAAAGCCAAACAAGAUGAGAUUCAAAAAAAUAUGAGCAAUAUGGUGGGCGACAUGAUCCAGUGUUCAUUAGAACAGGACCACAUGGAAGGAGUAGACGAGCACGAAUGGGAUGAUUAAAAGUCAUUGUUGAUGACAUCAGCCACAUCAAAAUAUUACGUAAGAAGAAGAAUAAAUAUAAAAAGUAAUUCUUUAUCUAACAAAAACAUCUUGCAACUAUUUGACUCUAAAAAGUCAAGCCAUAAUAUAUUAAAUUAAUAAUUUUUUUAUUAAUUAAUUUUAACAUUUUUUAAAUUAUAUUUUAGCCAUUUUGUAUUAAAAUCUGCAAUAAUUUGUAAAUUAAAAUUGUCGAAGCUUAAUAUCGUACUAUACGUGAGGACAGAAUUAGUUGAAUCUACGAUAAUAGUCAUUUUAUUUAAUAAUUAAAAUCUGUCGUUUUUAUCUUUAUCACAUAAUAAUUAUAAUCGUUAUGAGUAAUUAUUCUGGCAAUGACCGUACACCAUAUUGAACGUCUUUGAAAAGAUGACGCGUGAUAGAUCUAGUCUGCAAUGAUUUUUUCAAGAGUUUUUCAUUUAUAAAUAUGAUAUUGAUAUUAAAAUAUUAGUAUUAUUAUAAUUAUUAUAACAAUUGUAGAUUUCUAUAAGCUAAGUAAUGAGUAUGCGAUAAUUUUAUUCUCAAAAAAGUUAACAAAAACAUAAUUAAGUUCUGAAAAAUUGGAGUAGUUAAUUUGAUUAAUUAAUUGACUUGACAUUUUUUUUUUUUUAUAAGAAAAAAUGAGGAUUAAAAAAAUAUCAUAAGGCAAAUACUAAUGAAUAUUAUAAAAAUCUAAUACCUCAAUAAUGAUUGAUUUCUCUAACAAAUCGUACGCACAUUAUUAUUAUUAUUAUUAUUAUUAUGAAUUUAUGUCAUA